Molecule: messenger RNA, 489 nt
Organism: Saccoglossus kowalevskii
Lineage: Eukaryota; Metazoa; Hemichordata; Enteropneusta; Harrimaniidae
Product: monocarboxylate transporter 14-like
Source: RefSeq, a predicted model, not a curated record
UGACACUAUCUUUUGCUACACAUGCCGUAUAUUCUGCAUUCUACGGUUUCGUCAUUGGAAUGGUGUUUACCCUAUAUCCUCAUGUUACGAAAGAUUAUGUUGGUGGAACAAACCUCACUGCUGCUCUCGCACUAGCAUCGAUGUUUAACGGAGUUGGUGCAAUGAUUGGACCAACCGUUGCUGGAUUGCUAUACGAUAUUACCAAAGACUGCACCACAUCAUUCUAUUUCUGUGGUGGUUGUAUUACAUUUGCUGGGAUCCUUAUGUUAACAGUAGCACCAGUCACCCUGCGAAUCCAGCGAUCACGAAAAAAGGUUAUUCACGUAAACAACGAAUUCGACAAUGUAGACUUUUAUCCACAUCGCGGGAGACCAGACACGUGCGAAUCCAUAAGUCAGAAAGGUGGCUGAACUAGUAGUAAGUGUUUGUAAUGAUUAGUUGAUGAACAUUAAGAACGUUUAUAGCAUGAGAGUGAUACAGUACUUCAUG